Messenger RNA from Diabrotica balteata, 15501 nucleotides. The record is from the annotation of a GenBank genome assembly. Lineage: Eukaryota; Metazoa; Arthropoda; Insecta; Coleoptera; Chrysomelidae.
GCAGUCAGUGAUAAAUGAAAUGUCAAAAUGGGUCAAAAGUUAAAUGUAAUAAUAAAAACAGUGUAAAAAAAUACCACACAUCGUAGAAUAUUAUGUAUAAAAAUAAAAUGUAGUUUAGGUGUAAAGAAAUAAAUACAUCCUAGUGCAGAAAAUUGAUAUUAAAAAUGGGGUCCACUCUACCUCCCGAGUAUUUUACUCCUGCGCCCAAUAUAACAACAAAACAUUUAAAUCUGGAGGAUAUUAAAAUGGAUUCGAAUUUUGCUAUGCUGCUUUGCAGUUUGGUUUUUGCAGUUUCUUGGGUCAUUUAUAUUACUUAUUAUAACUCCAGGGUUAUGGGGUAUAUAAUUACAAAAGUAGUUAAUAAAUUAUUCAUUGGGGAAGGUUACUUUAAAAUAGGUUCUUUAACUCUAAAUGCCUUAUCUGGCAAAAUCAUGUUUAGAGAUUUAGUCUACAUUACCCACGACUACACAUUAAGAAUUCAAGAUGGUUAUCUAAUUUUUAGAUGGUGGAGAUCUUAUGUUCCCAAAGAUGUUAGUGAAGAUCUUUCCCAUUCAGAUACAAGACUUUCUGUGAUGCUGAAUGUUUUUGAACUACAUGUUUAUAAUCGUUCCGAUCUUUACUCAAGGCUAGAAAAAGUUUUUGGUUUAUCUCCUGGUAUGUUCCCCAAUAACGAUAAAUAUGACGUGGAAGCAGAAAGAAAUGAGAAUGAAGCCCAAGUUGUACCAAAAAAAGACAAGAAAAAACCGAAACCCGAAGCUGCAAUGGCAAAAACGUGGAGAGAUUUAAUACCUGUUAUAAAAUGUGACGUAUCUUCUAGUCGAGUUGUCUUUGGAAAUCGUCUAGUACCAACCACUUUAAGUAUAACAUUCGAGGAAUCACACUUUGUCUACUCCACCAAACCUGCGGUAUGUACCCUAGACAGAUUUAUGCACUUCGUCAAAUGCAAGGCUGAGAAUGUUAAAGUUAUGUUAGCUCCAAGCAUCAAAUAUACAGGAAUGCUCGAUGAUCCACCAAGAUAUAUGGGUGAAGGAUUUGUUUUGAUGUCCACCAAUGAUGUAGAAUUGUAUUUUUACAUGGAUGAGCCGGGUUUAGUGCCAGAGGAGCCUGUUUUAAUUACUCUAGCCAAUGGAGAAAUCGUAGAACCUAGCCCUCCUCAAUGGGGCGUAGAUAUUAAAUGUGGAAAAGGUACUGACUUCAGUUACGGACCAUGGGCAGAUCGGCAACGAGAACAUCUUUUUAAAUUUUUCUAUCCUCAAGAUUUUUUGCCCAUGGAAGUCACAGUGCCCCCAAAACCGGGCGAAAAAAGACAAAUGCAAUCAUUUGAUGUAAGAUUGUUAAUGCAGAAUGAGGCGACGAUUGAUAUUCUGUUCACCAAAGACAAAGAAACGAAUGCCGUACAUAUUAACGUUGGUGCUGGAAGCUACUUAGAGGUUACAAUUCCAUGGGUGACUACAGCAGAAGGAUAUACAACAGUGAUAAAAGGCCAACUUCUACAUCUUGAAUCAACAACUAGUCUACAAUUUCGUGAUUUCGUGGAAAGUGAAACGUUGGAAUUUUCAGUUUUAUGCCAUUAUCCAAUAGUGUGGAACGACCAUCAGUUGUGGGAAGUUAACCUUACAGGAUGCAAGGCCACUAUUAAUCUUAUUUUCUUUCACAAAUGGUUUUUCACAGAUUUAAUUAAUGAUUGGUCUUCAAAACAACGACCUGAUCUGCUGCAUUUUGUUCCGUAUACCUGGAGAUUCGGAUUAACAUUAAAACAUUGUGAACUAUUAACUCUAGUCAAUCAAUAUAAUUGGAUAGAUUGCAGUAGCGUCGGACAAAGAAGUAGAUUGGAAAACACUCAAUUUGCGCUAUGUGCUCAUUUUCUCCAUCUUUCUUUCGAUUUACCAUUUGACGAGUUUUUACCAGAAACUGUACCAGUUAAUCUUUCAAUUCAGGGAGAAAGUAUAGAUUUGAGUCUUUUCAUCCCGGAAUUCCAUACUAGUCGAAAUAUAGUAUUAGCUUUAGAAAAACACGCUAAAGUUUUAUCGAAAGAUGGAUCUACAACAAAAAAGACGGAGGCUAUACCAAAAUGGAGAAAUAUUUGCCAAAAAAGUUCUGGUUGGGUUGACUUCUGGUGGGUUCCUAUUGGAGCCAUUAAUAUCUUGUACACUUAUCAUCCCAGUCCACCGUUAGGACCUCAACCUCAAGCUAAUAUUUCUACACCCGUCAAAGAAGAAAUACUUUUAUCACCAAUACGAUUUCCACAUCAAAGGAAAAAUCGAAAACGGUCUCCUGAUGGAACCAAGCGAUUCGACCCAACGACCUUAGAAGCAGACACUGUGAGUGUAGAAUUAGAAAUUGGACCUUCUGUAUUGCUUGUAUACGGAACAGCAUUAAAGAAUUUUAUGAAUUUUAAGGAAAACAUUUUUGGAGAAUUCCAAAGCUUUACGGACAUGCAAAAAGUAGUAAAUCUAGAUAGUGGCUCGGAUAUAAAAUCUGAAGACACCAAUACAAACAUUCCAUUAGAACUUAGAGAUGACUUUGAUCACCGAUAUUAUCGACCUUUGGCCGUAGAUGUAUCAAUUAUAAUGCACGAUAUUCAAGCUCAUCUUCUUAAAAGUUGCACUGAAAAAGAUCCACCAUGUCCAGUUAUUCUAUGUGAGAGAUUCGGAUUUGAAAUGAAGAAGCGUUUUGAUCAGACUGAAUUGCAACUAUUAUUAAGUCCAGCAGUGUUGUUAGUAUCUGAUAAUGUUAAUAGAUCUGCUAAGGAGAAACAUUUAAAUCAAGGAAAACUAACACUAUCAUCCUUGCAGAUUCGUGGCCAUGCAAUGUUUUCUGACGUUGGCCAAUCUUUAGACCAGGAUACCGUAGAAUAUGCUUGGCUGGUAGAAAUCCAACUUGGAAAACUCAGUGGAAAAAUAACAACUCCUCAACUAUAUUCCAUUCUUGCCUGCUUAGAAACACUUAUUCUUCUCAUAACAGAUGAUGAAAAUGAACUAAAUAGUCCCAAAGAUGAUGUUAUCUUAAGUCAACCAGUGGUCAAGAAGAAGAGUACGCAUUCUGUACAGAACGUUCACGUUCAACACGUACAGCAGGCAAUUCAACAGUUAUUGCAACCCAAAAACAGCGCCAAUGUUAGUAAUAAAAUUGCUCAAACAUCCAAUGUUGCUAAUAAAAGUGGAACACCUUCAGCCAAUGUUUCCAAUCAAAAACCAUCUACCCAAAAGGAUAAAAAGAAAGAAGACGAAAAGAAAGGUUCUGUAAGAAGCAGCGUGAUUACCAAUGCAGAACCGGUACCAACGGAACCAUUGAGUGAACAUAAAUUAAAGUACAAGUUGUGUAGGGUAGCUGUAGAUGCAGUAGACUUUUGGCUUGUUGAAUCUGGAGCAGCUCUUCAAUUAUGGAUGUCUCCUGUCCGAUUGGCUAGUUGUAAUUUGCACGGAAAACAAGUUAGCUCCGGAUUAAGUUGCAUUAUUUACAGCAUGUCGUUAAGACAACUCGCGUGGCAUCCACACAAAUACAACCAUUCCAAAGUUAAUUAUGAUACCAACGACUUAUGGCUUGAGGUGGGUGCAGUAAAUCUAGGACCUUUAAUAAUUGAGUCUGCCAUAUCUCCAGACAUUAAAGAUCCAAAUUUAUAUAACGACCAACAAAAAUUUCUCAGGAUGCACGAUGACAGAUUGAAAAAGCUUUGGUUCUUAUGGCCGAACCUUAAUAAAACUACAGGAAAAUGUGGUUGUACUGGAGGAUGUCUCUUUUUUGGAAGUAACAUAAACGGAACGCGAUUUUUCAAACCCAGUAAAAAAGAUUUAGAAGAAGGGAUGAAUGUAGCUGCUUUUCGUGUGAAUCCUCCUGGCAAAGAUCUUGGAUAUGGACAAAGUAUUCUUCAUGAAGGUAUGCUUAUAUUUCGAACACCUCCAUAUAUAAUAUCGGAAAUCACUCUUCAAGAUACCCAUAUGGGUCUCAGACAGUCUAGGAGAUAUUGUGAGAGUCCAAAAGUUGUUCAUUUGGAGAAAGAAAGAUCGAUCGAUAAAGAAACUGUGACUUCCGAUAAAAAAGUGAAUAGAAGAUUUUCAUCUACUUCUAUUAAGAGUGCCCUCUUAAAAGAAGUACCUUAUUCGAGACUGAUUGAAACUAGUCCUGCAAAUCUACCCACUAAACUGGAUAGUGAUUCAAAGCUACAAUGUGAUAAGAGUAAACUGACUGUGGGCGAUAUUUCGGAGCCACUUCCUAAAAACAGUGUAUCCGAUUCAAAAUUGGCUGUAGAUUAUUUCAGUGCCACCUCAGUAGACAUCAAGGAACCAUAUUCUCUUACUCAAAGCGGUCCUCCAAGUACUGAAGUGUCCGCGCCAUCAUAUUUAGUCAAUAAAACAUUUGCCGGUUCGGAAUCUCAUCACUCUCUAAGCCAGAUGAGUUCAGAGGAGAGAAUACAGAAAGAAGUUCAAAGAACUACAUCGAUGUCCAGUGAAAAUCAUUCUGAAGCAUUCUUUUCAGCUGACGAAGAUAUAAAUUUAAAUUCUAGAAGUUCGAGUCUGCGAAAUUCAAUUUUAAGUGCUGGAGAUACACUAACCAGACAAGAUAGCAACAGCGCUCCUACACAGAGAAAGAAAUUUUCUAGCGAAUUAAGUAUUGCGACAGAUAGAAAUGGAAUACUUGCACAUAAAAUGUCAGGUAAUACGAUAAUAGCUCCGAGUAGUGUUCCAGAGACAUAUAGGUUGAAAUUAUCGUCCCACAGAAGUGAUCAUGAGAUUCACACUCCCGAGCAUAGAAGUUUUGUAGCUGGGAAACAGUUUGACGAUUCCCAAAGAACAGUCCAAGGGUUAGUAACACCACAUCGUUAUCCAUUAAUACGGCCAGUGAGUCCAAAAGUUCUGCCAGAGCCUUUCGAUUCCAGUGAAAUAUUAGAAGCGUCUUCAAACGGUCUUAAUGAAGGCAUACCUGAUUCUUCUGAUAGUUACAGUAACAACAGUUAUGCAUCGGCUGUGGGCAGCCAAGAAGAUUUUACGCUAGUUGAUUUACAUAUGCAAGUAAAUCGAUUGAUAGUUGAUUCACCGAUGCUGAUGUCGAGCUACGUUACUCAUUUAACUCAAGUAAAAUGUACAAAUUGGGGAAGUACCGGACAAGGAGAUCAGUUUUCGCAACAUUUAUUUGAGAAAAGUCAAGAGGACAAACUGGUAUAUGUUGGUGCCAGAUUUGUCCCAAAUAUGGAGACCGUAAACGAUGGCAUAACAUCUCUCAAAAUGGUUUCGAGGUCCGAUAACAACAAAACUCCCACUUCUCCUUUUAUAUAUGUUUGGGAUCAGGAAGAAGUUGAAAACGAUUCCGGCUCUUUUCAAGAAGAGGAAUUAUUAAGUUGUCACGGUGAUGGCUGUUCAAGAACGACAUUAAUUGUUAAGUUAAAAGGGGACUUAGAUGUUAUGAUUAGUCCAUUGCUAUUGGAAACAUUGCAAAAAUUUAUUGAUGCUCUUACACCAACUGUAGCUAAUUUACAUCCCUUAACUGUCAUAAACCAUCUACAUACUUCAUGUAUAGGACAAGUUGAGUCAGCUAAUAUCCUAAAAACAACCGACAAUGUUGCCAAGUUAUGCCAACCUCCUAGCGAAGACGGUAAAGUUAAAGCUCUUAAUGUAUACGAAGAAACUGUUAAAACACAGUUGCAGGCUGCAAUGUUUUUACCGAAAGUUAAUGUUACAUUACUACAAGUAUCGAUUGUGGAAGAGAUUAUAUCAUUUUCGGCACUGGAUAAUAUUAAAGAUUUAACAUGUGUAUCGUUGUUCUCAGUUUGUUUUGAUAAUAUCAACGUGAAAUUACAUUGUGACAAACAAGCUAAGGAAGUACUCCAGAAAUUUUUAAGACCGGCUGUUGUACGUAGCGGCAGCAAAAAGGGGGCGAACAGAGCAAAGAUUUUGCUUGGGUUCCAAACGAAUACUAACUCUGAUGUAAUUCAAUGCGAUCCUGUUUUUAUCGAAAGUUGCGAGAAGCAACAGCAACAAUUAGUAAUCAGUCUAAACGUUGGAAAAAUGCAUGCUCAAUUAAGAAGACUGAGAAAUGAAAGUUCACUGCUAGAUGACGCUAUUAUUACUGCUAUACCAACUUAUAAAUCUAAAGUGCUCUUUACCCCGACAAAAGUUAGAUCGCUUUAUAGAGGCAUGGAAUAUUAUCUACAAUCGCCGGAUACUGAGAGUCACAGUAUUCCUACGGACGAUAUUAGCAUUGACGACAAACUCGGGUUUAUAAUGUUCGAAUGUGGUCUUGAAGGUGUCGCUAUUAAAAUAGUUAAAAAAUCACUAUUUGAACAUGUAGAAGAUGAUCCGCGCCCACCGGAAGUACCUGAACCUAUUGAUAAUUCCGACAAAUCAAAUCAUACGACACCGAAGCUAUCCGAAGCCAAAUCGCAAGGGCUCUUAACACCUAAACUUAAAGAAAAAGACAGAAAAUCGACACAGGAAGACGUAAACGUUAAACCAGAAAGAGUUAGCGAGAACAGAGAAGUUACAAUUGUUCCGAAAGAUAAUGGCAAUGUGUCGUCAUGUAUAAUUGAGUUUAAGGUAGUUUGGUUUAAUUUUGCAGCUCCUCCAAGGGCUCCUAUCACAAGGAAAAUCGACUACACAAGAUUAGACUGGAAUUUGUUAAGUACUGCAUCACCAGCAAUCAAUGCAUGGAUGAAUCCAAGUAAUAGACUAGCUAUUAGGGUAGUGCAUAUGGUGAGGACUAUGUAUAAAAGAUCUACUGCUACUAUAGCUUGUUUAAUGGCUGAAGCUCUUGAAGGACAAAGAAUAACGCUUUCCAAGAGUCGCUAUGGUAAACUGACGCCAUUGGCCCAGACCCUACAAGAAGAUCCAAGCCUUCAGCUGUGCUCAAUUCUGCAGAAAUACUAUUUAGAAGCCGAACCCCAAUAUAUAGAGUCAAAUUUAAGAGAAUCCGAAAUUCCUCAACUAUUUACUCUCAGACAGGGCGUAAUUGUUUUAAGUAGACAAUGGAAGAACACUUUGUAUACACCUCUAAUGCCACAACAUUCCAUAAAAAGCCGGAUAAAACCAAUUAAUGUUACUAUAACUGUACCUGAUAUACAAGAGGAAACGUGCAUGACGGACGGUGAGGUGAGCGGCAAUGAAGAGCCCGAUAUUACCGACGAACAUGCGCGGUUGCUACACGCUGGUAUCAUUCUUAAGCCAAACGCUCAUAGAAACAUGGCCCAGCCGAAAGAAAUAUUCGCUACGUUGCAACCUUCUCCCCAUGUAUCGCGAUUUGGAGAUUCAUCUAGCAAUACACCUCAAGUGGCUGUCGUUUCUGGAGGAGUUGAAAGUGUUCUAACCUCACCAAGCCCCCCAGUAUUAGGUUACGGUACUUUACGAGGAGAAAAAGCCUUUGUGAAUCUUGGAUCUGAUCCUAGUGAUGCGUGCAGCCACUCUAGUCCGGAAAUACCUUCCAGUCCCAUCCAUAAGAAUUUAGGUCAUGACCAUUCCUCUGAAGACUUGUACAGUUGGAUGGCCAAACAAGAUACUGCAACUUCGAACUUAGAAGGCUGUUUGGAGUCCAAAAUAGACACAAUGCAUACUCAAUCAUCUGGAGAUCGUGAUACUUUACCCAAAGAAGAGGAGGUACCUUCAACUGGGGUACCCUUGUAUCCCAUCCAAGAGUCUGUCAGACUUUUAGACGCUAAUCAAGUUUUUCAACCUCUACUGUCUGGUCUUGGAGUUAUGCCACAACAACUUAGAUUCACCACAAUGUCAGAUUCAAGCGCAGGAAAUGAAGUUACAACUUUAGAUGCCCUUGGUUCCAAUUUUUGUCUUGUGGGUAACAUGGAGACUAUGAGAAUCGACAUAGUUGUGUCAGAACAUGGAAAAGUCGAAAAAAAGAAAGGGAAAAAUAAAGGAAAGCGAUUGUAUAUCGAGGUCAAUGCAGAUGAAUCUCCAUCAUUUGUUUGCGAAAAAAUCGGAGUCGAACUAGAAAUAGAUCGAAUGACAGACAUGGCUGUUAACGAAAUGAUGAAAACAAAAAAUGUUUUAUACAUAUCGAGAGGACAACUUAAAAACCAUACGAGUACAGUCAUCAAUUUUACUAUCGGAGUGAGAUACAUUCACCAAAGAGUCAACAUGCCAUUACUGAGGCUACUACAUCAAAUAAGUAACAUGUAUCAGAAUGUUAAAGAUACGCAAAAUGAAUUGAGGGAACAACAGCCGGUUGAGAUAAGGAGACCUAAAACUAGUGCGAGCGAUAAUGUGGAUAUCAAGCACCAUUCAUCCAAUUCUGACAUACACUAUCCCAUUACAGAUAUCUCGAAACAGCUCAGUCUAAAAAUAUCAGAUCCUGGAUCAUACUCAUCACAACACAAGCCAAUAAUCUCACCCUCUCCGAGUAUCAGAUCUCGGCCACAAAGUUUUGCUCAAAAAUUGAGAUCGACAGGCAAAACGGUGAAGGGUUACGUUAAUUUAAGUGAGGGAGUUGGGACGCCUAUGACCAUGUCAAGUCCAUCCGGUUCAGCUCUUGACCACAUCACGGUAUCUUCUGAUAAAAGUACGGGAAGAUGUUGGAAGACUAUUUAUUAUUUAUUGGAGCUAUACGCUAACAUGCCUGACACUAAGACUAUAAAACAUAGAUUUUCUGUUGGGACGAAUGACAUAUCUGAACAUUACAAAGGUAGUAGGAAAUACGAUAUUCUAACAGAGAUACGAUCCACUGAUGACAUGGACAAAUCUGAUACUAAUCCUAACGUAAAUAGUGCAAAAGACAGUCAGAAAUCAAAAGGAUCCCCUAAUGAACAUACAAAACUAAUAGUAUUUGGAGUAGCAAGAAUUCACAGAACGAGACUUCUAGCUACCCUUUCUGGUUUAAAAUUGGAAGCCGAAAUUACUAGUCUUCAUUCUUCCCUAACAUGUCGUAAAAAAUCAAUUCCGCAAAUUUUAGAAUGUUCUUUAACUGGCCAAGUUGGAAGAACCAUGAUCGUGCUACUCGAAGGUGUAGCACCAAAUCAGCAAACCGUAGUUAAAGUGACCAUAGGGAAAUCUCAGGCACUAUACUCCAGUAUAACUAAGCGACAAAAAGACAAAAACUCUGGACUUUUAACAGUAGGAGCUGUCAAUGUCGACAUUCCCCAACAUCCCGUAGCCUUACAUGGAAUGGUAACUAGAGGAAGCAAGCAAUUAAGUUCUACUUUACAGGAAUUAAGAGUAACAAGAACGUCUAGCAGAUUGUCUAGAUUACCCAUGGAAGAUGAACAACAAAGUUCUCCAAAUCAUCAUGUCAGAGAUGAGCCUGUACCCAGUCAAACAUUUAAUAAAAGUAAUGUUACCGAACAGAGCUUAUUGCAGCCUUUAGUAAUGCAAUUUUCUGUAAUUUUACAGAGUUUAAGUAUAACGGCAGCUCUUUUACCAUCCUUACAAGCUCAGUACAAAAUGGACCAAGUUAACAGUACUGGUUUUACUGGAAGUAAAGCCCGAUUCACGAUUGAUUUACCACAUCACUCUCUGAGUUUUACCACCAAAUUACCUCAGGGUUAUAACCAAAACGAAAAGGCGGAAACAAAUCUCCCUUCGGAAGCAAGUAUUGCCCUCCCAGCUGUUCAUGUUGUAGCCGAAUACAUUCCUGAAAACGCAGCAAGUGGCCUAAGAGAUGGACAUCGUGGUCCAGAAGGAGUUAUAUUUAGACAGGGUGGUUAUUUAAAUGCAAAUGCCGAUAUAGGUGUCUUCGAACAUAGUCUUACCACUGAUCUUUUAAACCAUCUAGUUUUUGUUCAGAAAGUAUUUAUGAAAGAGGUUAACGAAGUUGUACAAAAAGUUUAUGGUGGAGAAAGGCCAGUACCGAUAUGGUUGGAAGAUUCUGAAGAAGCUUCCAGUGUGACCAGAUUAUUAUUUUCAUUAGUAAUUAAAAUGCAGAGGAUGCAAUUAACCGCGACUACAGCAGGAAGUUCAGCUGUAAGAUUGGAGACUGGUGCUGUUGUUUUAGAACUUUCCAACAGAGUUCAAAAUUUAUCUGGUUCGACAAAGAAAAAUUCAAGUACUAGACUUUUUGGAAAAGCUCAAGUUGAUUUAAACCUUUCUUUGGGUCAACUGAUACGGAAUGCUGUCUUUGAGGAAGCAGAUAUAGAAUAUCAACCAGUAGCUUUCUUUAACACAAGAAUCGCUCUUAGAAAUGCUUUUCAAGAUGAACUAAUUGAGGGUGAAGACAAAGAAGUUGUUCUUAUUACGCUGAAACGACCGCUUAUUUACGUACAACCCGUAGCAGUAGACAAAGCUAUUUUGGUAUGGCUAAACUACAAAAACGCCUACGAUUAUUGGAACGAAAAAAGAGCUAAUUUGAAUAAAGAAGUUCUAAAUGCAACUCAACAAGUGUAUGAAAAAUUUCAACUGGGACAAUUAACUAGUCAACUUAGUGGGCCAUAUGUUGGUACCUUGUUUUUACAACUUACUGUUGAGGACAUGGGAAUCUGUCUUCCACUUAAUCCUCUACCAUUAGCUAACUGGAGUCAACGAAACGUUUAUGACGAUAAUAGAGGAGCGGUCGUUAUUACUUUGGAGAAUACUAGUAUAUCAGCAUGUAAUUCUGGUUCGCUUGUAAGCAAAGGUAAGUUUACAAACCUUUGUCUCCGAUUUGCCGACGAUUUUGAAAACUCUUUGGAUGACUGGAAACCAGAUAUGACAGAUUCGUCAAUAAUGAACCUGUGUGUGGUAAGCGAAGGAACGUAUGAGGUCUGCAGUCGAACUAUAGCUGCCAAACAGCCAAAUGAAAAUGCAAAAUGGUUUCUCAAUGUACAAUGGCAGAUGGAAGGCGUUGACAUUCAUUUAGAUACAAACGUGGGUAAGCAAUUAUCGGCAUUGGGUCAUACUUUAACAAUGCUGACAGGUGCUGAGGAAACUGGAAUUCCAUUAGACUAUGACAGCGAUGACAAUGAACCUGGCGAUGGUACAAGAGCUUCACAGGAAAGCAUUUUACCUGCGUUUAUGUUCGAUCCAAAUAUAGACAACAAAAUUAGGUCGAAACUUAUCGAAAAGGAAAUGAACGAACAAGCAAAAAUUAUUAACGAUUUAAGGUCCUUAGGCGCUUCACAUGGUACUAUAGAAAUGGAAAUGAGAAGAUUGCAAGAGUUGGAAACUAUGGUAUAUAAAGAUUUCAGAAGGGACAUGUUGCAAAAACUAAGAAGGCAAAGCGUAAGGGCUUCAUCUAUCAAAGGAAAAUUUGGUUUGGGUUCAAAACCUACAACAUUUAGGUCCAAAUCAUUCGUUGUUCCUAGUGCUAUGCCCGAAGGAAGAGACAGGUCAAAGUCUUUAGUAGUAGUUCCUAGUUCCCAUUAUGACAGUAACGAGAGCCCAGAAAUAGCAAAAACCAGCAUUGAAACAAACGUAGCUAGUAGCUAUGAAAGUUCACCUAGAUCUGGACCGUCACGAUCUGCCUCUUUAAGGGUCAAGGUUGGAGAUCCUGGCCCGAGAGUGACGUUCAGUGAUACUCAGACCAUUGGAAGGCAAAAAUCUUUACCGAGCGCCAGUUCAGAUUUGAGUUUACCAGAAACGCAACUUGAAGAUUGGGUAGAUCAAAUAAAUAUUGACGGACAAAAAGUAACACUCAGAAAAAAGUUACCAGCAUCAUACGAAUCCGUCGAUGGAUCACUUUUGUCAGACUCUUUUUCGGACCAAGUUUUGGGUGCCACUCAUUUCCAAAGUGGAAACAUGAAUACAUCUUCAAUUGCGCAGAAAGCUCAAGAACCUAAUAUAGACUUAGAAUUAGACGUUAAAGUAUUUAUAAACAGUGGAAAAUGUGCUUUACACACCAAAGAUCCUGUUAGAGAAGAGGAAGCCAAAAUAACUCGUAUGAGAAAAGACAGAAGUUGUUCCGCAGGCCUUCUAGAAUUCCCUACUACAUCUUCAAGCCCCGAUGCUAUUCGAAAGAACAAAGAGAAGUUAACAGCACAAAGCAGCACUUCCAAAUUAAGAGGCACAACACAUGCAUCUAUUUCUGAUAUUACGAUUUUCCAUAUACCAGGAAUGGACGUCAAAAUUCAAUAUCAGUCAAAGGUAAUAAUUGAAGAAGGUACUACUACCGAAAGGAGCGAAGCUUCUCCAGACUUCGAUAAAGCAUUCCAACAAACUCCAAACAAACCUAACGGUGAAUCAGACCAGGUCAGAAUAGAUAGAGCAUUUAAAAGACAAGAAACACAUCCAGUGGACAUAAAGACCAAAUAUUUACCUGAUUUGGAGCUUAAGGGGUCAAAUUCUAUGCAAGGUAUUACUAAUCCCAAUUAUGGACAUAGCCCGACAUCCAGCAAAACCAGUUUAGAUGACUUACAGUUUGGUAAUUUUACACCACCCAGUGAAUUUCAAAAACCGUUUACAACCAAUCCGCCAUUUACUAAGAAGUCUGGAGUAAAGAAGGCUUCUUUAUUUGUUUGGAUGACGCUGCAAAGUGUUCCGGAAGAAACAAUUAUCAGUCCACAUAUUUUAGAGUUUUUGGAACAGACUUUAGAACCAAUUCCCAUAAAGACAAUGUCAGAUACUGAUACAUCUCUUUUAACUACAGAACAAGAUCUAACUAAUUAUGGAAAUUACGUUUACGCUAGUUUUCCAGUUGAUGUAAUAGUAUAUUUCCACAUGCAGCCCAGUACUUUUAGAUUCAGCUGUUUACCAGUAUCAAGAGUCGAGUGUCUACUUCAACUACCAUCACUAGAUAUUGUAUUCAGUUCUAAAAGAGCUGAAGAUGAACUAAUUUACAGCGAAUUUGGCGAUGGCUCACCCAAUACAGCUGCCACUGCUGUAGGAGGUUUAAGUGUAACUAGCUGCUUGUCUGAUUUUUCGGUAUACGUGUUUCAUCCAUAUGGUGGGAAAAAGUCAGCAAUUAAAGAAGCUCAAUGGUCACCAUUAUCUGAUAGCGAGAGAAAAGAUUCAUUGUCGGUAAACGUUGAGUUUGUCAAAUUUCAUUUAUCACGUUCGAGAAUGUUAAAUUUCAAGCAAGAACCGACAAAAGGGAAGGGAGUAGAUCAAAGUCGAGCUGUUAUCAGAUUUUCCACUAUUAUCGACAUCGGCUCAGCGUCUUUCAAAUAUGAUAUGAGGAGACUCACAGAAAUUUUAGCAUUUCCUAAAGCUUGGUAUCGACGAUCUAUAGUGCGUCGAAUGUUUUUAGGAGAUUUAAGUUUGUCGACACCUUUUAACGAAGAAGAUGAGUCUUUUUCGUCACACAACGCUUCUCCGAAUUUAUCACGAGGUCAAGAGAGGUCCAGCAAAACAGAUAAAUCGCCCCAUCUAAAUACCAGUGACCGCCACAAAAUGAAUUUGGAUUCUGAUCAUGCGCACCAUAAAUUGAAGGACACAGGAAAAACUUUGAGUUCAGAUUCGAACCCAUGUGAUACUCCUAACGUAUUGGAGCAUAAAAAUUCUUCAGCAUGGGAAACUUUGGUGCUAUUUGCUGUGAAUUUCAAGAAAUUAAAUGUUCACAUGAAUAUGGGAAAUGUCAUGGGAAAUGUUUCUUGGUUAACGAGAGAAUUUAGAAGUGAUGGUAGAUUGAGUAUAGGCUCGACGGGACAUAAGAACUUGUAUAUUGCGUUAGGUUUGGGAGGUUCUGGAUUAGAUGCUAAAGGUGGUAUAGUUGGUGGAAAUAUCGAGAUAUCUCGAAUAAAUACAUAUAUUUACAUCAGAGAAGAAGCGAAUGUGGAACCAGAUCACAAAGUAUGCUUACGACUACACGCUCUUGAAUUAAGGCUAGAUUACAUGGCGACAUCGGUGCUGAUGUGCAGAGUUAGUGAUUUAAAUGUCAAUCUAAGAGAUGAAUGGAAAUUGAACAAGGUUAACACGUCUAGAGAUUCUUUCAUGCCCACCAGAAGACCCGCAAAUAUCUUCAUGCACGGAGUACUUGGUUGGGAUCAACUCCAAAUGAUUAUUUCCAAAUCUACAACAGCUGAUCUGCUGAAAAUGUUUAACAAAUUAGAAGAAUUCUUUUCACAACAGUUUAACAGCAGCAAAAGAGCUUUUAGUAGUUUCGCUGGAUCAGGAAGACCUUCUAGAGUAACUCCACAAAAAAAUCGAGAAUCGUCAGUACCUCCUCAACUUCCUGCAGCUCCAACUACGGAUGCCAGGCACCACAGACAUUGGCAGAAAGUCUUGGCACACGUAGCAGGGCUUCAACUUAAAACAAUGCCUCUUCCUUUGCCCUCAUUUGGCACUGUUCUGGGUGGUACAAUGGAGUUACAAGGAAACAACAUUUCGUUGGCGUGCUUCCAUGGAAUUAACUUCAAAAGCAAGUCGUGGGCUUUGUUUAGUUUGAAAGAGCCUUGUAUCAAUUUCAAUACGGAGAGCCAAGAAAUUCCUGCAAAUGUAUCUCCAGAUGAGAUUCCUAAGCAAGAUGUUCAUGUGGUGCAAACAUUAACCUGUAGUUUGGGUUUAAGCACAUAUAAAACACAUUUAUCAAUGGCUACUGUGUGCAAAGUUUCAAGAACUGUAAUAUUUCCUCCUCAGUUUAAAAGUUUACAAGAAUGGUUCCAUUAUACGUUCUCCAACAGUCAAAUAGAUGAAGUCGACAGGUUUCCUUCGUUGGAGAAAGAAAAAAUGGACGGUUCGAUGGAGAGAGCAAGAGGAGCUACGUCUUCUCCUAAGUUGGCAGAUCACAAUCAUACCAGAGAGGUUAUUUUUGCUCUUCCCAGUUUACAGUUUCAUCUUAAAACUGAACAUUUACAAACUGCUGAUAUUCCGGAUAUUUUAGGUGAUAAACCAACGGUCGACUGCAGUUUUAUAACGGAAUUUGAAGAUCAUAUUUUUGUUACUGUUGACGCUGAAGCAUUUUUCUUUUUGCACGAUUUAAUAACCUCGUAUGUUAAAGAGAAGGAAAGGGUGCUGGGUGGUGUAGAUAGACGUUCUGCCAUCGACCAAGAAAAACCAAAAUCUUUAAGUGAAACUCCAAAGAAAGGCUCUAUCGACGUGGACAUUUUCGCUAAAGAUUGGCGUAAUUACAACUGUAAAACGUGGCAUCUAGAACCAACAGUACGGCUGUUAAGUGUAGCCGGAAAAUACAUAGAACCUUAUGGUAUUGAUUAUAUUCUACAAAAAUUGGGAUUUUCUCAUGCAAGAACUACGAUUCCAAAGUGGAUGCAAAGAGGUUUCAUGGAUCCACUGGAUGCAAUAUUAGCUGGCUUAACCUUGAGAAUGGUGCAAGUAGUAAAAGGAGAUGGAAAUAAAGAAAAAGAAAAGGAAAAAGUUGCAAUUGAAGGGAAAAAGUGAUAAAUUGUUUGUAAAUCAAGAGGCAGUUUUACUCUAGUUACCGUUAUAUAAUAUAGAUUAGUUUAAUGCUAUAUAUUUGUGAUAUUUUGGGGUUGAGUAUAUCAAUAGAAAAAUGAAAGGAAAUAUCAAGAAGAUAUGUUAGAAUUUGUAUAGAAAAUGUAACUUAUAUUAUUUACUACUUUAUUGUAUACUAUUGUGUUCCAGUUAUAUAUUAUUUAUAUCAUACUUAUGGUACCUACUGUUAAAAUAGGGUUUUUUUUGUAUUUAUUUUUGACUGAAAGAUGUAUUAUCAUUAAUGGAUAAAUAAAGCAACUAUAGAGUA